Pseudomassariella vexata is the source of this 2026-nucleotide messenger RNA. Its product is annotated as amino acid/polyamine transporter I. Gene Ontology annotation, cellular component: membrane. The coding region runs from base 402 to 1973 and encodes 523 amino acids. The transcript is spliced from 7 exons. NCBI's taxonomy places the organism in Eukaryota, Fungi, Ascomycota, Sordariomycetes, Amphisphaeriales, Pseudomassariaceae. The record is from RefSeq and is a predicted model, not a curated record. Gene Ontology annotation, molecular function: transmembrane transporter activity. Gene Ontology annotation, biological process: transmembrane transport.
CUCUUAUCAUCUCCUAUCAGUCUAUCACGCAUCAUCCAUGCAUAUCUCUCCGUCAGCUACAUCUGCAGCGGGCCAAACCGAAAAUAGGUGGCACAGUAACCCACGUAACCCAAUGAUUGACAUGGAGUGCGAGCCGUAUCAUCCUAACAUGCUGUGUCGCAUUGUGUGCCCAGUGGCUGGGGGCUGGAAUUUCGAAAUUUGAGCUCCAAGGAGCCUUGUAAUCUGCCAAUAGGAAUUGAAGAUAAGAGCAACCAUAAACCGGCAAGUGGGCGGGCGUCGUCACCGGGGAUUCCCAUGGUUCAUUCCUCAGCAUCACAUCUGACCUGAUCUUCCUCUUCCCGUAUCUGAUGAGCUGUGCGUUUCUCCAGUUUCUACCAUUUUGAUUCCAAAACUCAAUCAGAAUGGGGUCACUCGAGAAGAAGACUUCGGCGCCACGGACUGUGGCUCCUAGCGACAUCCAGCAUGGGACGAUCGAGGAUCCUUCGUCGUCGCACGAAGGACAUGACCUGAGUGCGCUUGGGUACAAACCCGAGCUAUGCCGCAACCGCUCCAUGUUUACACUGCUUUUCCAGUCUCUGGCUAUAGCUGCUAUUCCCUACGGUUUCGGCGCACCUCUUAUUAGCGCUAUAUAUGGUGGAGGCCAACUGGCUAUGUUCCUUGGAUGGGUUAUGGUCUUGAUCGUCGACGAAUGCGUGGCCAUAAGCCUAGGAGAGCUCGCUUCAAGGUACCCCACGUCUGCCGGCCCGUAUUACUGGUCCUUCCAAGUCGCAAGUCCUCGCAUUCGCACUGUGCUAUCAUUCGUCACUGGCUGGACUUGGCUCGUCGGAAACUGGACCAUCACACUGUCGGUCAACUUCGGUUUCGCAUCUUUGGUGGCAGCAACAGUGGCUCUAUACUACCCCGACUUCGAGUGGCAGUCGUGGCAUCUGUUGCUGAUAUUCUACGCCAUUUGCCUCAUUACUUUCGUCAUUGUCGCUUUUGGAAACAAGUUUUUGCCCUCUGUGGACACCUUCUGCGCUGUGUUUACUGCCCUCACCAUCUUCAUCACCCUGAUAUGUCUCUCAGCAAAAGCCGAGUCCGGGAGAAACUCGCCGAGCGAAACACUGGGGCAUUAUGAUACUACCCUGUCUGGCUGGGGCAGCUUUUCUUUCUUGAUUGGAACUCUGCCAUCUGCGUAUACUUUCUCUGCCAUCGGAAUGAUCUCUUCUAUGGCCGAAGAGUGUGGUGACCCGACCAUUAAGCUGCCCAAGGCUCUGGCUCUCUGCGUGCCCGUUGGAGGUAUCGCGGGACUGUUCUUCAUUAUCCCCAUCUGCGCGACCAUGCCAGCUCUUGCAGACAUCCUCGAAGCCCCAGUCGGACAAGCUCUGCCCUAUAUCUAUCUUCGAGUGAUGGGAUCUCCUGCCGGGGCAUGUGCCUUGACGGUUCUCAUCCUAGUGAUCACUCUAUUCUGCAGCAUAUCCAUCACAGUGGCCGCAUCUCGCUGCACCUGGGCCUUUUCCCGCGACCACGCUGUACCGGCUUCGCAUCUCUGGUCCCGCAUCGACAAGCGCCACGGUACCCCUAUUUGGGCCCUCGUUCUCACUACCGGAGUGCAGAUGCUCCUAGGACUUAUUAACCUCGGCUCUUCGUCAGCCUUCAAUGCUUUCGUUGCUGUCGGUGUAAUUGCCCUUGCCGUAUCUUAUGGCAUCCCCAUCACCUUGUCCAUGAUUUACGGUCGCCAAGGGGUCAAUGGAGCUCGGUGGACGAUGGGACCCACUAUCGGCUGGAUUGUUAACGUGAUUGCGGUGGCCUGGAUCGCCUUUGAGGUCGUUCUCUUUUCGAUGCCUACUGCCAUUCCCGUCACGGCGGUGAGCAUGAACUACGCCAUCGUUGUGUUCGUUGGUUUCAUGGCUCUGAGUGCCAUUUGGUAUGGUGUGCAUGCUCGUAAAGUAUACAAGGGACCGCCUGCAUCGGAUGGACUAAGGGUUUCAUAAUACAAACAGAAUAGUAAUCUGGCAUAGGUGGAAUGACCAUGGAAGUUACCCCU